AUGACUCCCUUUGAGUGUGUCUAUGGAAUGAACCCCCUUACCCCUUUGGAUUUAACUCUUUUUCCUUGUGAACUUGUGAAUAGAUUAGAUGGAAACAUAAGAGCUGAGGCAAUGAAUAAAAUUCAUGAGAAGGUGCGGCUAAAGCUUGAAAAGAAGAACCAAGAGGUUGCAAUAAGGGUAAACAAGGGUCGAAGAAGGCUUGUGCUUGAACCCAGAAAGUGGGUAUGGGUACACCUGAGGAAGGAGCGGUUUCCAAAUCAAAGGAAGGCCAAGAUUAUUCCUCGAGAAGAUGGACUCUUUCAAGUGCUUAAAAGGAUCAACGACAAUGCCUACCAAAUUGAUUUACCCUCGGAUUAUCAAGUACAUUCCACUUUUAAUAAUUUUUAUCUUUCACCCGUGGACAUUCUUGAUGUUCAUGAAGCCACAAAUUUGAGGACAAACUCUCUUCAAGAUGGAGAGGAUGAUACAAGUGUCAAGUCAAGGCCUUUCACCCGAAUUCAAGAUAAAGAACUUCAACAAUUUCAAUCAUUGUUUAUGCACUUGAAGGCGUGUGAGAGUGUGAUGCAUCCAACUAAGGAAGGGUACUUGAUGGGAGUUGAACUUCUGAUUGAGGCUUUAGAUGAUGUUGAAGCUUGCGGAUCUUUACUUAAGGUACCAGAUGUAGUCCACACACCAGGGUCAGACAGUUCAUGGCUCUCAGCUUGCAGGGGAUAA
Capsicum annuum is the source of this 714-nucleotide messenger RNA. RefSeq lists its product as uncharacterized. Lineage: Eukaryota; Viridiplantae; Streptophyta; Magnoliopsida; Solanales; Solanaceae. The transcript has 3 exons. Bases 1 to 714 code for a protein of 237 amino acids. The record is from RefSeq and is a predicted model, not a curated record.